Sorghum bicolor (sorghum) is the source of this 1551-nucleotide messenger RNA. RefSeq names its product protein POLYCHOME-like. Gene Ontology annotation, cellular component: nucleus. The record is from RefSeq and is a predicted model, not a curated record. The transcript is spliced from 4 exons. Lineage: Eukaryota; Viridiplantae; Streptophyta; Magnoliopsida; Poales; Poaceae. Gene Ontology annotation, biological process: negative regulation of ubiquitin protein ligase activity; regulation of nuclear division. The coding region runs from base 230 to 925 and encodes 231 amino acids.
AAAUUUCCGCGUCCCGCCCAUCUCCCCGUUUCAAUUCGGCUUUCUUCCUAUUUGAACUAGAACCCCCGCCACCACAGCCUGAAACACCCAAACCCAUGAGAUUCGCAUCAGGGGUUCCAGGCGCCAAGAUUGGAUAUCCAGGCGAGCUAAUCCGUGUCCAUCUGGUGAACCUCUACGAUCAGUGGUCGGAGACUCGAAGCAGUAGUAGGAUUUGGACCAGAGCCCCGAGAUGCCUGACUCCAGGGACGGCAGGAGGGCGGCCCUCGCUGACCUCUCAAGCGGGGUUGGUGGCGGAGGGUUCUUUAUCAGGAGGGUGGCCUCGCCGCGAGCCCUGGCGGUGAGGGGUGCUGGGAAGCCGUUGGCGCGGCGUUAUAUGUCACCAUCGAGGAACAAGGAGAACCUGCUGCCAAUUUGGGCGUUGAGGGCCACACCGGCAAAGAGGAGCCCGCUUCCUGGAUGGUACCCCAGGACGCCGCUCCGCGAUAUUACGGCCAUUGCAAAGGCCAUUCAGAGAAGCCGUGCAAGGAUUGCUGCGGCUCAACAGCAAAGCCAAAGGAUCGAGCAGUCACCGCAGUCUGUGAACGUGACUACUCCAGCACAAGCAGAGCAGGAUGCUCCUCACAUUGCUGAAGCCUCCCAUGCUGUUGCAUCUGGCUCCGGUUCAACUGAAAGAGAAACUGUAGCAAACCCUGCUACUGUCUUGGCUGAUGACAAUUUGAAUGUGUCUUCCUCGCCAGCAGAAAGCUCACUGAAUACUCCAUCCAAACCAAUGGAUCCUGCCCUUGCUGACAUUGUUGAGAAGAAACUUUCCAGUUCAAUAGAGAAGAUAGAGAAGUUGGUGAGGAAAAACAUGAAACGAACACCGAAGGCUGCCCGGGCCUCCAGGAGGGCCACCCAGAGGCGCAAUCUCAUGUCCAUGCGAUGAAUUUACUGCUGUACUUUGCUGGGGGAAGAGAAGAAAGUCCACCUCAGGCUUGUCCUCCUUCCUCUUGUCUGCUGUUUCCUUAGUCGCUAGCCUAAGUGCCAAUGCCCCGGGUGUGCUGCUCUUCUUCCAACACUUGCCAUGGAAUGAUGCCCGCGGCCAUUCCUGGUUCCCUUCUCGAGAACCAAAGAAUAUGGGGCUAUUGGCUCUCUGCUUGAGGCUCUAGGACUGCAGCUACUAGUGUGAGGCGUGAUCUGGUUCAUGCUAUUGCUGAUGUAUGCAUACUUUUCUGUGUAUCCCAGUGGGCCGUUGAACAAAUGAAAUCUUGAAUUUACUUUUGUGCUGCACUAUUACCAUAACCACUAGUGUGAAUAUUUUCUUUUGUGGCUGCUUGUAUGAACUUCAAUAUGUAGGUCAGUAGGUACUAUGAGAAAUUUAGCAUAGUACCUAUGCAGCACAAGGUGUUUGGUCAUGAUUUCUAAGCUCCUAGUGUUGGAUGCUUUCUACAACCUUGUUCUUCAGGAGUAAGGCCCAUAAUCGAACUACAAACAUGGUGCUCAGUUGAGCUUAUGUUCUUCUGUCUCUGUCCUUUGGCAUUAUAAUAAAUCUUUCUUCACAUUUCCCCUUUA